Nematocida major is the source of this 249-nucleotide messenger RNA. RefSeq names its product U6 snRNA-associated Sm-like protein LSm4. The record is from RefSeq and is a predicted model, not a curated record. Gene Ontology annotation, molecular function: U6 snRNA binding. Gene Ontology annotation, cellular component: U6 snRNP; spliceosomal tri-snRNP complex; P-body. Gene Ontology annotation, biological process: P-body assembly; mRNA splicing, via spliceosome; spliceosomal snRNP assembly. Lineage: Eukaryota; Fungi; Microsporidia. The transcript has a single exon. The coding region runs from base 1 to 249 and encodes 82 amino acids.
AUGUACCCACUGACUGUCAUAAGAAUUGCAAGAGGACACGAAGUUAGAAUAGAGCUGAAAAGCGGAAAUGUGUACACAGGCAUUCUACACAAGUGUGAUUUGUGGAUGAACAUUCACAUGAAAAAUGCUAUAAAAGACAACUCAGAAGAGGUGGAAGAGUGCUACGUAAAGGGCUCAGCCAUAAAAACAGUCCAGUGCAUGAAGAAGCACCUCUCCAUGCAGGAGAUUCUGCAAAAUCGAAGGAGGUAG